Ylistrum balloti is the source of this 2102-nucleotide messenger RNA. RefSeq names its product phosphatidylinositol N-acetylglucosaminyltransferase subunit C-like. The transcript is spliced from 7 exons. The coding region runs from base 10 to 864 and encodes 284 amino acids. NCBI's taxonomy places the organism in Eukaryota, Metazoa, Mollusca, Bivalvia, Pectinida, Pectinidae. Gene Ontology annotation, cellular component: membrane; glycosylphosphatidylinositol-N-acetylglucosaminyltransferase (GPI-GnT) complex. The record is from RefSeq and is a predicted model, not a curated record. Gene Ontology annotation, biological process: GPI anchor biosynthetic process.
GACUUAAAAAUGGCGGUUAGAAAGAAAUGGAAGAAAAUACUAUAUGAAGACCAAGGUGUUCCAGAUAACUAUGUGGACUCCUCCUUCCUGGAUGAAAUGAGGAAAAACCUAUAUACUAGAACCUAUUCCUACUGGCCAGUUGUGAGAAACUCUGGAGAGGUGACUCAGCAAAUCAGCAGUUUGUGUCUCUUUGUUGUUGCCUACAUCUAUAUGUAUAACCAAAAACUGUCACCUCAAUUGUUGGUGAUUGCCAUGGCAACUGUUACUACGGUAGGCUACCUGGUCAAGCUUUACACAGACCAUGUGAUAGGAAUAAAAGAUCCACAUAGAACAGUACUAGAUGAUUUGAAGACGGCAGUGAUAUUCACAGGCUUCAGUUUCGGUCUGUCCCCUGUCCUUGUUUCAUUGACAGAAACUAUCUCCACAGAUACCAUCUAUGCUAUGACAACAGUGAUGUUACUUGCUAACCUUAUCUUCCAUGACUAUGGAGCUAGUGCUGCAAUGGUUUCAGAAGCCCUGUCCCUCAAUGCUGGAAUAUUUGCCUCCGUGUGCCUGGCCUCCAGACUCCAUACGACAUGGCAUGCCUUCGCCACAGUAACAUUAUCCCUUCUCGUAUUUGGACUCUGGCCAAUGCUGAGGAAGCAAAUGAAGAAGGCUAUCCCAGGAAGUCAAGUUGGAAUGACCUUGACCUUAUGUAGUGUGUCCCUUGUUGCUUUGGUAACAGUGUCCGCUGUAGCAGCAGUUUUGGGAUUGUUGCUUAUAUUGUUCAUCACAUUCCUUUGUCCAGCUUGGCUAAUCAGUCUUCAACCCUACAAAAACAAUAUAUAUGGUCCAUGGGAUGAAGCUGUCAUUCAGACCAAAUGAAAAGAGCUGUCAGCUAGUGCAUCUGCAUCCAGCAAAUGAAUGUUGAAUAAUGAAAGCCUAAGGUGUUUCAAUACCUGUUUGGUUGAAAAGUCACAAGAUUGUUCUUUGAUGGUGCUGUGUCUCCUGAAGAGUGAAAGUACAAGAUGUUAUUACAUCUUUUACAUCAGUUGAAUCAUGGGAGUUCAAGAUAUUUUCACUUCUCCUGAAAAGAGUGAGCCAAGGAUGUCUCUACAUCUAUUGAAGAGCAAGAGUACAAGAUGGUUCUACAUCUACUGAACAGUAAGAGUUCAAGAUGGUUCUUCAUCUACUGAACAGUGAGAGUUCAAGAUAGUUCUACAUCUACUGAACAGUGAGAGUUCAAGAUAGUUCUACAUCUACUGAACAGUAAGAGUUCAAGAUGGUUCUUCAUCUACUGAACAGUGAGAGUUCAAGAUAGUUCUACAUCUACUGAACAGUAAGAGUUCAAGAUGGUUCUACAUCUACUGAACAGUGAGAGUACAAGAUGUUUCUUCAUCUACUGAACAGUGAGAGUUCAAAUGGUUCUACAUCUACUGAACAGUGAGAGUUCAAGAUGUUUCUUCACCUACUGAACAGUGAGAAUAUAAGAUGUUUCUUCAUCUACUGAACAGAGAGAGUUCAAGAUGUUUCUUCGUCUACUGAACAGUGAGAAUACAAGAUGUUUCUUCAUCUACUGAACAGUGAGAAUACAAAAUGGUUCUACAUCUACUGAACAGUGAGAGUUCAAGAUGUUUAUACAUCUACUGAACAGUGUGAAUACAAGAUGUUUCUAGAGAAAGUCAAGGAUGUUUUACAUCUGUUAAAAACCAUUUCCAAGAUUUUUCUGAUUCUGUCAAACAGAGAAUGACAAGUCAUCAAGAUUUUUGCAUCUCUUAAUCAGUGAAAGGUAAUAUUUUCCAACAAAAUUUAAGAGUGGAAGAGCAACAUACUUCUGCAUCUGUAGAGCAGUAUUGGCAAAGAUGUUUCAUAAUAUUUUUUUUAUGAAACAAUGACAGAAGAUGGACUGGAUAACAUUCAUAACUGACAGAUGUUGAUAUCAGUCAUUGGUAUCUCAUACUCAGUAUAGAAGUGUUGAAGAAAGAUAUGAAUUCUUUAUGAAUGUGAGAGGUUUACCUUCCAUAGUAGGAUAUACUAUUGUAAAAGGAAAAAGUAAGUUAGUUUAUGCUUGGGACCAUGUAAUGCUAAAAGAAUCUUUGCAGAUUAAAAUCUUGGAUAUACGA